UAAGAAUCCACGUGUCUUCUUCAAGCCCUCCGCCUCUUCCAUUUUUCCGCCAUUUCACCGAGAGCACUUUUGGGUGAGAAAAAUCGUCUUCGAAACUAUCUCUUCAUCUAAUUCGUCUGUGUCCUCUUGCCCAGAGUUAGUGGCGACUGGUGAGUGAGCCGUUAAUCUUUCAAUCUCCGGAAUCAUUUCAAAAUCGGAUUGAAACUUGCUGAGUGCGAGUUUCCCGAGAAAAUUCUCGUUUCGCUUUGCUGUGAGGAUUUCUGAACCUUUUAUGUGAACUCUAGCUGCCAAAAUGAACCUCGCAAUUCCGAAUCCCAACUCACACCAGCUCUCGUUCCUCAUCCAGAAUACCAGUUUCGUCGGUAACCGGAGAUUCGCCGACGGCAACCGUCUCCGUUUCCUCUCCGGGGGAAAGAGACAACCCUGCUCCGUCGCCGGUAAAAUUAAGGCGAAGACGAAGGACCUCGUCCUGGGAAACCCUUCCGUAUCGGUGGAGAAAGGGAAGUACAGCUACGACGUCGAGUCCCUGAUUAACAAGCUGAGCAGCCUUCCGCCUCGCGGCAGCAUCGCGAGGUGUCUCGACAUAUUCAAGAACAAGCUUUCUCUGAACGAUUUCGCGCUCGUGUUCAAAGAGUUCGCCGGUCGCGGCGAUUGGCAGAGGUCGCUUCGGCUCUUCAAGUAUAUGCAACGGCAGAUAUGGUGCAAACCCAACGAGCACAUCUACACGAUUAUGAUCUCUUUGCUCGGCAGGGAAGGCCUGCUUGACAAAUGCCUCGAGAUAUUCGAGGAAAUGCCCAGUCAAGGCGUGGCGCGAAGCGUCUUCUCUUACACGGCUCUGAUCAACGCCUACGGUCGAAACGGACGGUACGAGACCUCCCUUGAGCUUCUUGAUAGGAUGAAGAACGAGAAGAUAUCACCAAGCAUCUUGACUUACAACACAGUGAUCAAUGCGUGUGCUAGAGGUGGCUUAGAUUGGGAAGGUUUAUUGGGUUUGUUUGCAGAGAUGAGACACGAGGGGAUACAACCCGAUAUCGUCACCUACAACACAUUGCUUAGUGCUUGUGCUAUUAGAGGCUUAGCUGAUGAAGCUGAAAUGGUUUUUAGGACUAUGAAUGAUGGUGGGAUAGUUCCGGAUUUAACCACGUAUAGUCAUCUCGUUGAGACGUUUGGGAAGUUAGGCCGGCUAGAAAAAGUUUCUAAUCUCCUAAGUGAGAUGGCUUCAGGGGGCAGUUUGCCCGAUAUCACGUCUUAUAAUGUGUUGUUAGAGGCAUAUGCCAAAACCGGGUCUAUCAAGGAGGCAAUGGGGGUCUUCCAUCAGAUGCAGGCUGCAGGGUGUACGCCGAACGCGAAUACAUAUAGUGUUUUGCUGAACUUGUUUGGACAAAGCGGGAGGUACGAUGAUGUUCGGCAGCUUUUCCUUGAGAUGAAAUCUAGCAAUACAGAUCCUGAUGCUGCUACAUACAACAUUCUGAUAGAUGUUUUUGGGGAAGGUGGGUAUUUCAAGGAGGUUGUGACUUUGUUCCAUGACAUGGUGGAGGAGAAUAUUGAACCUGACAUGGAGACAUACGAGGGUAUAAUAUUUGCUUGUGGGAAGGGAGGGCUCCACGAGGAUGCUAGGAAGAUUUUACAGUAUAUGACGGCUAAGGAUAUCGUGCCAAGUUCCAAGGCGUACACGGGGGUUAUUGAAGCAUUUGGACAGGCUGCUUUAUAUGAAGAAGCACUUGUUGCUUUUAACACUAUGCAUGAAGUGGGAAGCAAUCCAAGUAUCGAAACGUACCACUCACUGUUAUAUUCGUUUGCAAGGGGAGGACUGUUCAAGGAGUCUGAGGUGAUUUUAUCCAGGCUGGUGGAUUCUGGUAUUCCCAGGAACAGAGAUACGUUCAAUGCACAGAUAGAAGCAUACAAGCAAGGAGGGAAAUUCGAAGAAGCUGUGAAGACAUAUGUAGAUAUGGAUAAGUCAAGAUGUGAUCCGGAUGAAAGGACGCUUGAGGCUGUUUUAAGUGUGUAUUCUUGUGCACGACUUGUCGAUGAGUGCAGGGAGCAGUUUGAGGAGAUGAAAGCUUCUGAUAUACUGCCCAGUAUCAUGUGCUACUGUAUGAUGCUGUCUGUUUAUGGGAAAACAGAGAGUUUCCUUGUGUUCCAACAUUGGCAGGCAUGGAAGCCAUAUGCUAGUGUAAUGUGGGACGAUGUCAAUGAGUUACUGGAGGAGAUGCUUUCAAAUAGAGUAUCAAAUAUUCAUCAAGUGAUCGGGCAAAUGAUCAAGGGAGACUAUGAUGAUGACUCAAAUUGGCAGAUAGUGGAAUAUGUCUUAGACAAACUAAAUUCAGAAGGGUGUGGUUUGGGAAUAAGGUUUUACAAUGCACUCCUGGAUGCUUUGUGGUGGCUGGGCCAGAAAGAGCGAGCUGCAAGGGUACUCAAUGAGGCAACAAAACGAGGACUUUUCCCUGAGUUAUUUCGGAAAAACAAACUUGUGCGGUCUGUUGAUGUGCAUAGGAUGUCAGAGGGUGGCAUGUACACAGCACUAUCGGUUUGGCUAAAUGAUCUAAAUGAUAUGCUUUUAAAGGGAGAGGAUCUUCCUCAACUAGCUGUUGUUGUUUCAGUACGGGGACAAUUGGAGAAAAGCUCUGCUGCAAGAGAAUCCCCCAUGGCGAAAGCUGCUUUCUCCUUCUUGCAGGACCAUGUCUCGUCAUCAUUUUCCUUCACAGGAUGGAACGGAGGUCGCAUUAUGUGCCAGCGGUCUCAGCUCAAGCAGUUGCUGGGUACGAAAGAACCGACUUCAGAAGAGUCCCAAGAUAAAAACCUAGUCGCUGUAAUAAACUCGCCAUUUGCUGCUGGAGCAAGAACCUCAACAAGCAGUGACACGAACCACACGAACCACAGUGGUGGUAACCCUUCCCAAAGAAGAACCAAGACGAAAAAAGAACUAGCAGGAAGCCCAGCUUAACCGUUGUUACGCGUUAUUUCUGCUGCCAAUUUUCAACAAUCAAAAGGUUUCUUCCGUCUUCCUCCAUCUAUGACUGUAGUGUCAGCGUCUGAUAGACAGAAGAGGCUAUAGAGGAAGAGAAAUGGUCCAUCUUAGUUUAUAUGCAGAAGCAACGCUACAAAAAUUUCAAGUAAGUAGUUUGAUGGAAUUGUUAGAACAGACCCCCAUGAUUUUGCAGCCAUAGAUUUAUUGUUUUGUCAUUCAUCAGUCUUUCAGGUUACUAUAAAGAUAAAUGUUGGUGUAAUAUCAAAGCUCUUGUUAGUUGUUACAAAUACGGGAUCUGUCAGUCAUGAUUCCCUAGUUGAAGCUGUAGUGUUUGCUUUGUGACCUCACCUUGUGGUCUCUGUCACUAUCUCCAAAUCUAACUUAUUACGCAACAAUGACCCAAUGGUCUGAAUUUAACUUGGAACACAACUUGUUAUAGUGCAUAGAUUCUUCUUCUGUCUGAUUCACCUU
Molecule: messenger RNA, 3439 nt
Organism: Thlaspi arvense
Lineage: Eukaryota; Viridiplantae; Streptophyta; Magnoliopsida; Brassicales; Brassicaceae
Source: the annotation of a GenBank genome assembly